AUGUCUCCCACCCCGCUUUCUCCCAACGUCGUGCACAUCCUUCUCCAGUACAUCGCUCCGCCCUCGGGCCUAUCUCAUCCCUUGCCACCGUAUCUCGUCUCCAGAGCUCUCCUCCAGAGACACAACUUUCUCCAUCUUACCCCAGAUUGCCCCCAGGAGUAUCUAUGUUGGCCUUCUUCCCCGGAGAACCAGGCCCUGGCCGUAGAUCACCUCGAGUCUCUUCCCCACCCCGUGCAUGAUGAUGAGUCUGUCACAUAUCCUGUCCAAUACACCUCCGACGGAGAAAGUACCUAUGCUCACGUCGACCUCACGUCGCCCAGCGAUGCUGUCGGCGCCAGGCUAGUCUUCCAGUGGGAUGAUACCGACGGUUGGAAAUAUCAUAACACACAUUUGAUGCCCUUCCCGCCCGGCAGUCGCCCAGCUCUGCACGACGUUUUGGUCCCCACGCCCCCGACCCAAGACGCGCUGCCUGCCUUGACACACCAAGUCACCAACCACCUCGAUCACAGCGUCGGCGCUCAAGGCCACGACGAUGACAGUGGAGAUGACGAUUAUUGGAACACGUACGGGUCACACGACCGUGAUAGUCCGUCGUCUCGAUUUGCCUCUUCUUCAUCAGACAAGGAUCAUGGGGGUUCUGAGGACGCAUAUUGGGCCCAAUAUGCCAACGUGCACGGGACUGCCGACUCUACUGAGCCUUCCCCUCUUCCUCAACCGCACCGUAAGCCGCACCUGGAACAUAACAGGCCGGACCUCGAUACCCACUCUCCGCAUCCUCUGCCUGUACCUGUCCGUUCGCAUGAUUCGCAUGAAGAUGCCCUUCCGAUACCUCCUCUCAUGUUUCCGCGACCAAGACACCACUCAAAAUAUGAGCCUGCAUCUCCCCACGCACUCGCUCACCUCCUCGAGUCCAUUCCGCCUCGCGAGAGCCCUUCACUAGGUUCUGGUGCAGCAGCCACGAUAGAAACCGAAUCAGCCAUUCUGUUCGGAUCCGACGUGCCCUCGCCGACCCUUGGAGGCAGCACCGGCAGCGACGAGUCGAACACACCGUCUUUGCCCGCUCUUCCGUCGGCGUUGAAACUGAAUGGUGUGUUCCACCGGCUGUCUUUCCUUUCUGAACAAGUGGACGCGAGCAGUAACGGGGAUGCCGCCCUGGAUGAAGAACAAGCGGAUCCGGAGGACGCACUGAGGGAUAGCGUUCAGGGUAUUUGGAAGCUCUGGAAAGCGGGACGGCAGGGACGGCUUGCUUCCACGUCUCCUGGGCCUGAAGGCGAUCGGGAGAUGUUUCUCAGAAUUGUUCGGGGUGUCGUUGAGAAUACUUAG
Molecule: messenger RNA, 1323 nt
Organism: Sparassis crispa
Lineage: Eukaryota; Fungi; Basidiomycota; Agaricomycetes; Polyporales; Sparassidaceae
Exons: 2
Coding region: 1-1323 (440 amino acids)
Source: RefSeq, a predicted model, not a curated record